GCGGGCCUCUGACUCCCCUCCGAAGGAGCGCCUAGGGCGCCUGCGCAACCCCUGGCCCGCGGCUCUGCCCACCCGCUCCGAGAGGCCUUGCUCUCUGUCUGGCAGAUGCUGGGGGGAUCUGAUGACCCCAGCGCAGGUGGGCCUGUCCCCCAUAGACCCCGGAGAAGGAAGGAGGAAAUGCAGUGACAAGCGGUGUGAGAAGUGGGGGAAACAGAGAGGUGGCGCGGCGGGUGAGGGGCACGAGGGCACCAGAUAGAGGUUCCAGGCGUGCAGAGUGAGAAGUCUGGCAGCGAGAGCAGCGAGCUGGGCCUUGGUGCACCGCCAGGGUCUACGCUGUUGUGGCGACUACAAGGAAAGUCUGGCGGGCUCUGACGCGCCGCCCUCUCUCACUGCUGCCGCGAUACAAGUACCUGUGGCGGGAGAGGCCUCGCAUUGUUGGUCUGAGGAUUGACGUGCAGUCAGCCCAUCAGCGCUGGUGGUGGUCCUGACUUUCGUCUUGUUUGCAGAGGAGUCCAACCCGACUCGGGAUGCAGAGCUUCCUGCAGUUGCUGAGGGGAAGCGGAGGUGCUGGCCUGCCCUUGGCGGACCUGGUGACCCUCGCAGGCAGGCUGUGCCGGGAGGUCCAGGACGACCCCGCCCAGGUGCAGACCUUGGUCACGGCCGUGCUGGACAGCCAGCUCCGCCUGUACCUCUUGGACAACGCGGACGUGGCCCUGGUGUGCGCCAGCGUGCUGGCCCAGCAGGAGCAGAACCGGGCUGCCUGCCAGCUGCUAGAGGGAUGCCGGGUGCCGGGUGGCAGCCUGAAGCUGGUGCAGCUCUGGAAUGACAUCCACUACCGUCUGGUCAUGAAGAGGCUCGGCGUGGCCACGCUGACCCCGGUGCAGAAGUUCCGGUGCAGGAAGAGGAACCCACCGCCUGCCUCCCUCUGCCCUGAUGGCCUCAAGAGCCGGAACUUCCCCAGAGAAGUUCGCCAGAAGCUGCAGGAGUUUGCUUCGGGUGUGAGCACCAACCCCAGCAAGGCCGAGCGGGAGGACCUGGCCUCGGAGACGCGCUUGACCACGGAGCAGAUCUACAACUGGUUCGCCAAUUACCGGCGGCGCCAGAGGGCCCUUGUGCAGCGCGCGGCGCCAGCCCGCGACUCGGCGGAGGACCACACCGCGAGGGAGGCCGGCCCGAUCCCCCCGCAGCCCAUAGGCCAGCCCCACCUUGGCUCUGGGUGCGUGGACAGGCCUCAGUGGUCGGCAGGACCUGAGGAAAGUGGGUCUGUACAGACCCAGGAGACCACCCAAGGGCCGUGGGAGCCACUGGUCCUGGCCCCAGACUUCUCUGGAGACGAGACCAUGCCAAAGUCACUGGCUCCCAGGUCUCUGCAGGGUGGUGAGAUGUACCAGGAGGGGCCUAGCCACGAUCCUGCCACUCUUCCUCCCGUCUUCCCUGGCUCUGGUUUCUGCCCUCUGGCUGCUGGCAGCGACAUGCUGGAUCCCUCUCUGGGUGCCCCCGAGUCGUGGCUGACGUCUCUUGCACUGGAAUCCUCCAAGGAAGUUUCCUUCCAGACUAGGCCACUGAUCCACAGUCACGGGCUGGACCUCACGAUGCGCCCUGCAGAUGCUCCUCUGGCUGUGUCCAUCACCGCCCUUGGUGAGGCCAGCCCCACAGGAUUCGCUGACCCUCCCAGCAGCAACGCCCGGAGCACAUACCUGGAGGAGGGUCCAGGUACCAGCGGUGGCCAAGCGGAGCCACAGGCGAGCGGCUUCCUGGUGCCCCGGCUUCCACUGCAGGCUCCUGAGUUCACCCUCACCCAGAGCCCCCCGGAGCUGGCCCCGGCCCCGCCUGCCUUCCCUGGCCCCGUGCCGGCCAUGGACCUGGGCCAGCCUAUGCCCUCCAGCCAGGUGCAGUGGCCCGAUGGCCAGACCUCCAGCGACGCCUUCUGGGGAGCCAGGAUGCUCCUUGAGCUUUCAGGGGGCAGCCUGGGCUGAGCUGCCCCUCGGGAGCCUGGCCAGC
Delphinapterus leucas (beluga whale) is the source of this 2001-nucleotide messenger RNA. RefSeq names its product anomalous homeobox (gene ANHX). Lineage: Eukaryota; Metazoa; Chordata; Mammalia; Artiodactyla; Monodontidae. Gene Ontology annotation, molecular function: RNA polymerase II cis-regulatory region sequence-specific DNA binding; DNA-binding transcription factor activity, RNA polymerase II-specific. The record is from RefSeq and is a predicted model, not a curated record. Gene Ontology annotation, biological process: regulation of transcription by RNA polymerase II; skeletal muscle fiber development; regulation of skeletal muscle cell proliferation. Gene Ontology annotation, cellular component: nucleus; transcription regulator complex.